This is a messenger RNA of Seriola dumerili (greater amberjack), 4292 nucleotides long. RefSeq names its product kinesin family member C3 (gene kifc3). The transcript has 23 exons. The coding region runs from base 230 to 3046 and encodes 938 amino acids. Gene Ontology annotation, molecular function: microtubule motor activity; microtubule binding; ATP binding. The record is from RefSeq and is a predicted model, not a curated record. Gene Ontology annotation, biological process: microtubule-based movement. NCBI's taxonomy places the organism in Eukaryota, Metazoa, Chordata, Actinopteri, Carangiformes, Carangidae.
GGCGACACACACGGAUCCUCGGCCGCUGGAAAACCGAAGACAAACCGCGAGUUUAAACUUUUAAUUCACGUUUUAACAACUGAACUUUUUACCCGAGCGAAGCUGGGAGGAUUUACUGCGAGCAGAGGGCGAGGAGAGCGGGAGGAAGAGGAGGGAGAGGAGGGAGAGGAGUCGCUGCUCGGGACCAGAGCCGGUCCAGCGGUCCAGCGCUCUGCUCAGCCCGGCGGUCAUGUUCGGCACAAGAAAGACCUGGGACCUCGGCCACGCCCCCUGCCUGCAGGAGCUCUGGAAGAAAGACAUUUCAUUGGACGCGAGCUCAGUGGACUUCCUGAUGAGUGAUGGUGAAGACGACGGCUCCUUCCUGUCUCUGCCCACCGCUGCCUUCUCACAGCGCCCGUCUCUGACCGCAGAGCUGACCGAAACAAACGCACCCAGCCAACAGCUGCUCAUCCAGAAGGUUACCUGGUCCUGCUGGUGGACUCCUGCCAACACUCUACAGGACAAAGUGUGUGAGUUUCAGGCUCGUCUGCGCUCUGAAGAAGUCACUCGUCACCUGCUGCUCCAGCAGCUGCAGCAGCAGAGCGUCCAGGAGAAGUUGUGUGGAGGAGGAGGAGGUGUCCAGACGCUGCAGGAGGAGCGGCUGUCGGCCCCACCCACAGGUGAGAGGGCGUUGCAGCCCGGUGAUCAACCUUCAGAUCGUCUCAUCUGUCCAGAAGAAGAGCAGCUCGUUACUCGGCUGCGCACACAGGUGGAGGAGCUGGAGGAGAAGCUGUUGGAUCAGACUCAGGAGGUGGAGAGACUUCGCUCUGAACUGGGGGCGACAGACCUGGAGAAGCAGCUGGAGCUGCUGGUGGUGGAGAACGAGCAUCUGAAGCAGGAGCUGAAGUCAUGGAGGAGCUCAGAGCUUCAGAAGCUCGACGCUGCUGCAGAGAGCUGCAGCUGCAGCCACUGCCCCCACAGUCAGGAUGCGGAGUCCCUGCGGAGGGAGGUGUCCCGCUGGGAGAGCCAGGCCCGGCAGAGGGAGCGGCGGCUGGCUGAGCUGGAGCGAGAGCUGCUGGAGAAGAGCUCCAGGGUGGAGACGCUCCACCGACAGCUGGACGACUCCACCCGGCAGCUGGACGACGGACGGAGGCAGCUGGAGGAGGCGCGGCGGCGGAAGGGGGAGGCCGAGCAGACACUCUCCCUGCGACUGCAGGAGUGCGAGGAGGAGCUCGCCAGACAGGCAGCGGCGCCCCCCAGAGUCAAGUAUGUGACUCAGAAGGUGGAGGUGGAGUCGGCCGACUCUCAGAAAGCUCUGGCCGAGAUGCAGACGAAGAACGCCGCCCUGCAGGAGCAGCUCUCCGUCCAGAGGCAGCUGCUGAGGGAGCUGGAGACGCAGCUGCACGAGUCUCAGAGGACCUGCGCUCAGCUCAGGACGCAGAUCCUGGUCUAUGAAGGAGAGAUGGAGCGGGCUCAGGGUCAGCUGGAGGCGGAGAUGCAGAACCUGGAGGAGGAGAAGAACCGAGUGAUCGAGGAGGCGUUCAUCAGAGCGGAGAGCGAGAUGAAGGCGGUCCACGAGAACCUGGCAGGAGUGCGUAUGAACCUGCUCAGUUUACAGCCGGCGCUCAGGACUCUCACCUGUGACUACAACUGUCUGAAGAGGCAGGUGCAGGAGUUUCCCUUCAUGCUGGAUAAAGCCAUCAACGAGGCGAAGCAGGAGAUCUGUCAGGUGAUCAGUGAGGUGAGCAGCACAAACCAGGAGCUGCUGCGUAAAUACAAGAGAGAGAUGAACCUGAGGAAGAAGUGUCACAACGAGCUGGUUCGCCUCAAAGGCAACAUCCGAGUUUUCUGCCGCGUGCGGCCGGUCAGUCAGGAGGAGCAGGAUGCCGCCGACACCAAAACCAUGCUGAGCUUCGACUCGGACGACGACGCCGUCCUCUACCUCUCCAACAAGGGCAAGAUGAUGACCUUUGAACUUGACAAGGUCUUCGCUCCUCAGGCCACACAGGAGGAUGUGUUUCAGGAGGUGCAGUCUCUGGUCACUUCCUGUAUCGACGGCUUUAACGUCUGCAUCUUCGCAUACGGACAGACCGGCUCUGGGAAAACCUACACCAUGGAGGGCGUGGUCAACGACCCCGGCAUCAACCAGCGAGCGCUGCGCCUGCUCUUCUCUGAGGUGACGGACAAAGCUCCGGACUGGGACUACAAGAUCACCGUCAGCAUGGUGGAGAUCUACAACGAGACGCUACGGAACCUGCUGGGGGAGAAUCCCACUGACAAACUGGACAUCAAGAUGAACCCUGACGGCAGUGGACAGCUUUACGUCCCCGGACUGACGGAGUUCACUGUGCAGAGCCCCGAGGACAUCAACAGGGUGUUUGAGCUGGGUCACAUGAACAGAGCAACAGCCUGCACCAACCUGAACGAACACAGCUCUCGCUCUCACGCUCUGCUCAUCAUCACUGUGUCUGGAUUUAACUCUGCUACUGGAAACCGCACACAAGGUAAGCUGAACCUGGUGGACCUGGCGGGCUCGGAGAGGAUCGGUAAGUCGGGGGCGGAGGGCAGUCGUCUCCGAGAGGCUCAGUGCAUCAACAAAUCUCUUUCGGCGCUCGGCGACGUGAUCAACGCCCUGCGGAGCAAACAUUCCCACGUCCCGUUCAGAAACUCCCGCCUCACCUACCUGCUGCAGGACUCUCUGAGCGGAGACAGCAAGACCCUGAUGAUGGUGCAGGUGUCUCCGUUGCCAAGCAACAUGAGCGAGUCGGUCUGUUCGCUCAAGUUCGCUCAGCGCGUUCGCAGCGUCGAGUUAAGUUCCUCAUCCUCCAGGAGACACGAGAACUCGUCCACCUCGUCCUCGCCCACGCACGACAGCGUCGAGCUGGACUCUCCCCCCGUGACCCCUGUCCCCCUCCCCAUCUCUCGGGCCAGCAGCGCCGGCUCCACCCUCUCCUCCGCUUCCAGGACUCCCAGCAGCUCCCGCAGGAGGUCCCAGUCCCAGCUCUCUACAGACAGACAGGUAGACAGAGCCAGCCCAUUGGUCGGGGACGGUGGGCAGGACGACUGAAGCUGACGGCCUGAGGGACCCAGAGAUGAUGCUGAGGGAUGUCCGGGGCCGACCGCAGGGUGUCAGCCAGCACCCUGAGGAUUUUAGCUGCUGGGACACCACCCCCAUCCUGUCAGCACUGGAUUUGUUACCCUCCUCAGCUGGUUGAAAGAACAAGAAAAAGGAGCAAAGACUGAUGGGAACUUUACGGAGCAGAACAAUCUCAAAUAUCCACUGACCUGCCUCCUUCAGCAGAGAACAUGGAGUUUUCUGGUUUCUGUGUCUUCUUGCUGUGAUGAUGGACAUUUAAAAAGGACUCUAGUGACUCUGGUGAGAAACCACUGAACGGUUCUCUAGCUCCACCCGUCUGGACUGAACUGAAACCCUCACUAACGUCUCCCAUCCUCCCAGAAAUCAGUGUAUGCUCUCCAAUCACAGUAUUUCUUUUAUUGUCUCUUUGUAAAGUUGCACUUUAAAUUUCUAGAUUAUUUUCUAACCCACGAUUCCAGAUGUGGUUGAUUAUAAUAUAUGCAUAAUAUGAUUACAUAUUUAUGUUUGACAUGCUUUAAUCUUGUUUUUUGUUUUUAGAUUUAUUUUCUUUUUGGUGGAGGAAGUGGACCACAUGAAAAACUUCUGAGGUUAAUCUUAAAGUUUUGAUUUUUGCAUCAAAUCUCAGAAAGUUAAGAUGAAUCUGAUUCUGUCGCAUGUUGAAUCCUCUUCUGUAGUUCUCUACCGGAGGCUGAAUUUGUGUCCUUGUGGUCCUCCUUUAUCCAAUCAGGGUACUCCACUAAUACUGAGCUGUCCAAUAGGACAUGAGCAAUACAAGGAAAUGGUCACCUGUGUAUGAUUGUUGUUUUUCUGCUGUUCCUGUGGAUGUUUUUUUUUUUUUUUUUUUUUCAUGCAGUGGACGUAUCUUCGUCUUCCUUCAAACAAAAAGACAGAAAAACUUCUUCACUUUUCCUCGACUUCACUGUUUCUUCUCGGUGUGAUCCUGCUGCUGUCUCGUCACCUCUUUACCAAACCACAGGUGACCUUUGGCCUCAGACUGAAGAGAUCCGUAGCUGUCGACCCGGUGCUGAGCUUGACAUGACGCAGGAGGACGUGAACUGUUAGUCGUAGUUGUAGUAAACAUGGAUGCUUAGAAACGCGAUGAGCUGCUGUGUGAUGUUGAGCUGAUGAUCAACAUGUCUGCUUGCUUCGUCUGCACUGUAGAUUUCUACAGAUUGUUUUUUGUAUUCCCUUUUUAAUAAACACUCCAGAACAAACA